AGCUGCAGGACCCGGGCGGCGCUCGGGCCCGGGGCUUCACGGUCGGCCGCCCAGGUCUCGCGAGAGCGCGGCGGCACGUCUCGCGAUACGCGGGCUCGGACGCCGAGGAGGGAGAUCUGAGCGGCAGCGGCGGCGAGCUGCCGGGGCUGGGGCUGAGAAGCAAAGUGGCCAUGGAUGACCUGAUGGAAAACACCACUGUGCUGUCCACCCUGAGGUCUCUGAACAACUUCAUUUCCCAGCGGGUGGAGGCAGGAUCUGGACUGGAUGCUUCCACCCCUGCCCAAGGUUCUCUGCAGAUGCAGUACCAACAGAGCAUGCAGUUGGAAGAACGAGCAGAGUGGAUCCGCUCCAAGUCCCAGGUUGUCCAGGUGGAGCGAGAGAAGAUACAGAUGGAACUGAGCCACAAGAGAGCACGAGUGGAGCUGGAGCGGGCAGCCAGCACCAGUGCCAGGCGCUAUGAGCGCGAGGUGGACCGCAACCAGGAGCUCCUGACGCGCAUUCGGCAGCUGCAGGAGCGGGAGGCUGAGGCAGAGGAGAAGAUGAAGGAGCAACUGGAGCGCCACAGGAUGUGUAAGCAGAGCCUGGAUACUGCUGGCCAGAAGUUGCGGGAGAAGGAAGAGGGCCUGGCUGCAGCUGGUGAGACCAUCAAUGCACUGAAGGGGAGGGUUUCGGAGCUGCAGUGGAGUGUGAUGAACCAGGAGAUGCAGGUGAAGAGCCUGGAGUCUGAGAAGCAGGAGCUCAAGGAGCAACUGGCCUUGCAGCACAAGAAAUGUCAGGAGGCUAAUCAGAAGGUUCAGGAGCUCCAGGCCAUCCAAGAAGCAAGGGCUGACCAGGAGCAGAGGAUCAGGGAUUUGGAGCAGAAGCUGUCCCUGCAGGAACAGGAUGCUUCGGUCGUUAAGAAUAUGAAAUCUGAGCUGAUGCGGCUGCCCAAGAUGGAGAGGGAGCUGAAGCAGCUGCGGGAGGAGAGCGCCUACCUGCGGGAGAUGCGAGAGACCAAUGGGCUGCUCAGGGAGGAGCUGGAGGGGCUGCGACGGCGGCUGGGGCGCCAGGAGAAGAUGCAGGAGAGUCUGGUCGUCUUGGAGCUGGAGAAGGAGAGGCUGUUGGCAAAGCUGCAGAGCUGGGAGCAACUGGAGCAGAGCACGGGCUUGAGCAUCAGGACCCCAGAAGACCUUUCCAGAUUUGUUGUUGACCUGCAGCAGCGAGAGCUUGCCUUGCAGGACAGGAACAACGCCAUCACCAGCAGUGCCCGUGGGCUGGAGAAAGUCCGGCAGCAGCUCCAGGAGGAGGUCCGCCAGGUCAGCAGCCAGCUGUUGGAGGAGAGGAAGAAGCGGGAGACGCAGGAGGCCCUGGCACGGAGACUCCAGAAGCGAGUUCUGUUGCUGACAAAGGAACGGGACGGAAUGCGUGCCAUCCUGGGUUCCUAUGACAGUGAGCUGACCUCGGCCGAGUACUCACCCCAGCUGACUCGUCGCAUGCGUGAGGCCGAGGACAUGGUGCAGAAAGUACACGCCCACAGCUCAGAGAUAGAGGCUCAGCUGUCACAGGCCCUGGAGGAGCUGGGGGGCCAGAAGCAGAGAGCGGACAUGCUGGAGAUGGAGGUGAAGAUGCUACAGUCUCAAUCCAGCACCGCCGAGCAGAGCUUCCCACUGUCCAGGGAGGAGGUGAGCUCGCUCAGGUUGAAGAUCGAGGAGCUGGAAGGGGAGCGCAGUCGUCUGGAAGAAGACAAGAAGACGCUGGAAAUGCAGCUUGAACGGUUCACCCUACAGGGCAACUACGACCAGAGCAGAACCAAAGUGCUGCACAUGAGCAUGAACCCGGCCAGCGUGGCAAAGCAGCGGCUCCGCGAAGACCAGGCCCGGCUGCAGGAGGAGUGCGAGCAGCUACGGGAGCUUGUGCGCGCCCUGGAGCGUGGCGGCCCGAUCCCUGCCAACCUGGAGGCUGCUGCAGGUCUGCCUUCAUCCAAGGAGGUGGCAGAGCUGAGGAAGCAGGUGGAGAGCGCCGAGCUUAAGAACCAGCGGCUCAAGGAGGUCUUUCAAACGAAGAUCCAGGAGUUCCGGAAAGUCUGCUAUGCACUCACGGGCUACCAGAUCGACAUCACCACAGAGAACCAGUACCGGCUGACGUCCAUGUAUGCGGAACACAAGGCCGACUGCCUCAUCUUCAAGGCCACAGGAACCUCGGGCACCAAGAUGCAGCUGCUGGAGACGGCAUUCUCACGCACGAUACAGGAGCUCAUCGAGCUGCACCUGCUGCACCAGGACAGCAUCCCAGCCUUCCUCAGCGCCCUCACGCUCGACCUCUUCAGCCGGCAGACCGUGGCCUAGCCGCAGCUGUGCGCCCCAGCGGCGGCCAUCGCCUCUGCCUCCAUGGUGGCAGUGGGCACCCGGCAGGGGCCAGCCCCAGGGCCGGCUACCCCACACACACAACCCAGCCUCCUCAGACCAUAUGCUGCCCCCCUCCUCCCCGGUGACCUGCGACCUGCACCCUGCACCCAGGAUGCCUGUGAGAGCACCUGUUGCCAGCAGGGACAGAGCUGUUCAGGAACCACUUGCUCCGCCCUUCCCCUCCCCCAGGACCUGCUGCCCUUCCCCUCCCCCAGGACCUGCUGCCACUCCGGGCCGGCCAAGGCCUUGGGGGCUGUGCUGUCAGGGCCUGCUUCCAGUACCCUCCACAAUGUGCACCUCCACCCCCAUGCCGCUCAAACCCGACUGUCUCAGGGGACUGCUCUCCGAAGUCCCUGCUCCUCAAGAAAUAAAUUUUACUCCUUGGCCACCCUA
Molecule: messenger RNA, 2777 nt
Organism: Canis lupus familiaris (dog)
Lineage: Eukaryota; Metazoa; Chordata; Mammalia; Carnivora; Canidae
Gene: MAD1L1
Product: mitotic arrest deficient 1 like 1
Exons: 18
Coding region: 171-2324 (717 amino acids)
Biological process (GO): attachment of mitotic spindle microtubules to kinetochore; mitotic spindle assembly checkpoint signaling
Cellular component (GO): nuclear envelope; mitotic spindle; kinetochore
Source: RefSeq, a predicted model, not a curated record